ACGACUCACAGUGACGACAACUUGCCUGUAGCUCGUUGUCCACAUUACUACGGUGUGAAUUAUGCAGCGUUUGAGCUUUAACACCGUUUCGCUGACGACGUAUUGAUCCGGGAAGUCUUAAUCUGUGAAUAUCUUGCCAACUUCGCAGAACUCGAGAAGUUAUUCAUUCGCAGUUUGGUGGACGCAGAGUGUAACCGCCUCAAAUAACACCAGAAAAGGUAGCUUUAUUUUUCGCUAGUUGCUUUUCACACAAAAAAAGUCUCGAAAAGGAUUUGAAAAAGUCGCCAGAUUAAGCGAGAAAGUCGCCAAAGUUGGCAGCAUCGCUCACUGGUUUGUUUUAGCGCCGCAGAUCAGCUGUGUGUCGGUUGUCUGUUUUUCACACGAGCUGUAUGUCUGAUACUGACGGUGGGGUUGCAGGUUGAUCUCCUGCAUUUCCAUCAAGAACAAGUUGGUUCAUGUACUAAGCUAAAUGUCAGGACUUUACGGUAUGAAGAUGCGCAUAUUUUGGUCUGUCGAUAACAAUCAAAGGCCCGAUAGAACAGAUGAGUGGAUUUAGGAAGUGAAACCCUGGAGUGCUUUUAUUCUGAAACGGAUUCGGGAAGUGGUGUAAAUACAUGUGUGAUAUAAACAGAUAAACAUUGUGGUUCACAGCAGAAUAAACAGUGAUAAUUAUCUUGCCUGAGUUUUUAAUGUUUAUCUGAUGAAUUUACGUCACAGACAAACACUUUCUGUCUGCCUUUUCAGAAUAAAAGCACUCCAGCGUUUCUGUUUCCUUGUUUAAAAAAGUGUUUUUUAUUUUUACAUCAUCCAUCUUUAUAUACGUAUAUGGUUGAAACAUGAGGCUUAUAUGCUGAAAGGCAGAUUAAAUACCUCCAUGACCUAAAGCAGCACUACAUGAUGAGUUGUCCCCACUGGCGCCGUUAAACCAGUGAAGCGAGGAUGUGUUUGUGAGUGUGACGUCACCCACAGUCGCUCGAUAAUCAGCUACAGCGUUCACAAGGUUAAGGGCUGUGGUCCCGCCCCCCGUGUGCUGGGAAACAUAUUCACCAUGGCCCCCGCUGCUCUGCACCCACAGCCGGAGGAAAAGCACCCUCCGUCUUGCCACUGACUCACUGACAGCGCCUGUGAACCGGAGACUUUGUGAAUCUGUGAAGGAGACAGAACCGAGAGCGAAUCAUGGCGGACAAGAUGACACCACUGGCCCAUGCUCUAUCGCAAACUAAACUGGACCUGAGUGACUCGAGUGACAUUUCUCCCACUCGCGCUCAGCUGCAGACAUGCCGGAGGAGAAAGCUGUCGAGCUGCAGCUCGCUGGAGACCAGUAAGCUGGUGCACGCUGCCGAGAGGAACGUCCUGGUCCUCAACACCGGGGGAACCAUCGGGAUGACUAUGCAUCCUGGAGGGCUCGCACCAGAACCCAAUGCACUAGUGAACUACCUGCGCAAGCUGCCCUUCCUCCAUGAUGCGAUCUAUGCCGAGAAGUCGUUCCUGUAUGAAUACUAUUCCUUUGCGGACACCCUGGUCCUGCCGAAGCCGAUGUCUCAGUUUGGCCAGCCAUUUCAAGGGUUGUCUGAACAAGAAAAGAGGAUCGUCUACACUAUCUUGGAGUACGACCCUUUGCUGGACUCCUCAAAUAUGACCCCAGAUGACUGGGUGAAAAUUGGAAAGGACAUUGAGAAAAACUAUAAGAACUACGACGGCUUUGUGAUCCUGCAUGGCACAGACACCAUGGCUUACACAGCCUCUGCCCUGUCCUUCAUGUGUGAACAUCUGGGCAAACCGGUCGUGGUCACCGGCUCACAGGUGCCGAUCUAUGAGAUAAGGAACGAUGGCAGAGGCAACCUGCUGGGGGCGCUGCUGAUCACUGGCCAGUUUGUCAUUCCUGAGGUGUGUCUGUAUUUUAACAACAAACUCUACCGAGGGAAUCGCACUACCAAGGUGGAUGCUGGGAGUUUCAACGCAUUCUCCUCCCCUAAUCUUGGUCCACUGGCCUCAGCUGAAAUCGAUAUUAAAGUCAACUGGGAUGAGGUUUGGAAGCCAGACACCCAAGACACGUUUCAAGUCAGCACCGACCUGAGCUGUAACAUCGGCCUGCUCAGGAUCUUCCCAGGAAUCACUUGUGCCACUGUGGCGGCUUUCCUGCAGCCGCCCAUGAAGGGUGUGGUCAUGGAGACCUAUGGCAGCGGAAACGCUCCAGACAACCGCCCUGACCUGCUAGCGGAGCUGAAGAAGGCCACCGACUCUGGCAUCAUCAUCAUGAACUGCACGCAGUGUCUGAGGGGCGUUGUGUCCGCAACAUACGCCACUGGAACGGCGUUGGCGAAGGCCGGGCUGAUACCUGGUGGUGACAUGACUCCAGAGGCCGCCCUGACAAAGCUGUCCUAUGUGUUGGCCAAGAAGGACCUUGAUCUUAAAGCCAUGAAAGAGAUAAUGGGUAAAAACCUGCGAGGUGAAAUGAGCUGCCAAGGGAAACCCGAGCUGGGUCUCAGAGACAGCCGCUUCAUCCAGGUCAUCGCCAAGUGCCUGAGCGUCAGCUGCAAGGAGGAACUGGAAGCCAUACGUGACGCUCUGACUCCUUCCCUGGCUUGUGCUGCCGCUAAGAUUGGCGACACAGAAGCUUUAAAAGCCCUGAGAGAAAUGGGCACCAACUUGUGUCAGGGAGACUACGACGGACGCACACCUCUGCACGUCGCGGCCUCCGAGGGCCACCUGGGUCUGGUGCAGUAUCUUCUGAGUCAGGGAGCUACAGUCUACGCUAAAGAUCGCUACGGCGAUACACCCCUGUGCAACGCUGUACGCUUCAGACACAAGGAAGUCGUGAAGCUGCUGAGAAAGACCGGAGCUCACUUCUCCAGAGACAAGCUGGAGGAAGCAGGAGCAGAGCUGUGCAGCCUGGCAUCCAUCAGUGACCUGGAGGGCCUGGAGAUCUGGAUGCUCGCUGGAGCUGACCUGGCCAAACCAGGCUACGACGGACAGACGGCACUUCAAGUGGCCCAGGCUGUCGGCAACAUUAGAGUAACAACGUUUUUAGCUCCGUUCUUGAACCAGACCGCAUUUGGUGAAUUUAAUUCAUAUGUUGAGGAUGAUGAGGAGGAGAGUGGCUGAGUGAUCCAGUUCCCCGCCCCACGCCUGUGGCACAGCGAGGUGACGCCGCCUCGACCGACAGGAAGCCGCCCUCCAUUAGCGUCCACUUCCUUCCCGAGCUGUCCCCCCCCACACGCCGCCCACCCUCCUGCUGAAUGUCCCUAUUGCACUCACUUUUGAAUGUCUGCUUGUUUGUUUGUGGUGGAAAGCCAAUCGCUGCCCACACGAAAGCCAGUUAAGAAUUGUCCAUGAAGGGCACCGAAGGGCACCGAUGUUUGUACACGUACAUACAUAUGUAGGAAACGUAUUAUACUGCUGAAUGUUUCGAUUUUAAUUUGUGUCGAUGAACGUUGAACAACAGACUGAGUUAUUGUUCUGUCAAGACAGGGAAUUCAGAGCUUCGCCUGAGCUGUUCUGUCACGGAGACCUGCUGUGAAACUUCCCAUGACUCCAUGAACAGCGAAGGAUGGCAAAGAAACAACUUUUUUAACAGACAAAUUUGAAAAGAGCACAUUACUUAAAUAAGUAUUGUCGCACUGUUCUAAAGCAAUAUAUUCAUCAUAUCUAAGAAGCACAGAGUACCUCACAGAUCUUAUUUGUAUUCUUAUUUUUAUAGCAAGAUGCUUGUAAAGUAUUUCGUUUCCUGGAGUAUGAACCAACUGUGGCACUUGACUCGGGUCUAAAGCAUAGUAUGGUGUAAAGUCUGGUCUCGAAGCUGAGAUCCUCACUUCCGUCUGCUCAAACAGGUAUAACAAAAACCCUCCAGACUCAUCCAGCCUGUUUCUUUGUGCCGUCCGUCGAGCUGGAAGAGUCACAUCUCUCCUUUUGAAAUGUAAAAGAAGAAAAACCAUCGCCAAACCACCUCAGUUUCUGUCUUCUGUCUGUACGAGUAAAGGCUCAACAGCGCUGCUCUUUAAUUUGAUACAAUUUACUCUGUAAACCGGUCCAUGUACAUUUAUUAUCAAGUUUUGAUGUUUUGACUUUAAGUUGCAAAUACAUAUCAAUUGCUUCAGAUGAGCUGUUUUCACUGCUGUUAUUGUCCCAAUUUUGUGUAUUUUUAAAAAUGCAAACAAAAAACGUGUGUGAAGCUUUAAUGAAAAAUAAAUUUUGAAAUGAAAUAA
Molecule: messenger RNA, 4205 nt
Organism: Platichthys flesus (European flounder)
Lineage: Eukaryota; Metazoa; Chordata; Actinopteri; Pleuronectiformes; Pleuronectidae
Gene: aspg
Product: asparaginase homolog (S. cerevisiae)
Exons: 18
Coding region: 1177-3105 (642 amino acids)
Biological process (GO): lipid metabolic process; amino acid metabolic process; intracellular signal transduction
Molecular function (GO): protein binding; phosphatidylinositol-4,5-bisphosphate phospholipase C activity; asparaginase activity
Source: RefSeq, a predicted model, not a curated record